Athene cunicularia (burrowing owl) is the source of this 2387-nucleotide messenger RNA. RefSeq names its product DExD-box helicase 52 (gene DDX52). Lineage: Eukaryota; Metazoa; Chordata; Aves; Strigiformes; Strigidae. The record is from RefSeq and is a predicted model, not a curated record. The transcript is spliced from 15 exons. Gene Ontology annotation, biological process: maturation of SSU-rRNA. Gene Ontology annotation, molecular function: nucleic acid binding; RNA helicase activity; ATP binding. Bases 28 to 1899 code for a protein of 623 amino acids. Gene Ontology annotation, cellular component: 90S preribosome.
GGGGGGUGCUGGGAGGCGCGCGGCGCUAUGGAGGCGUGGGAGCUGUUCCGGCGCUUGGGCGCCGGUGCUCGCUUUGACGUGCGGCGCUUCGGGCAAGAUGCGCGGAGAUUUGGGGUGAUAAAGGGGAGCGGCGGCGGCGGCAUCGCGCCGGAGAGCCUUGACUUCUUCGGGCGCAAGGAGGAAGCGCCCCUGGGGUCUGCCGAGCAGGACUGGGGGCUUGCAGGGGCUGCAGAGGAGGUAAAGGGUGGAGAGCUGCAGAAGGAGCAUGGCGCAGGGAAAAGCGACGGAGGGAUGGCAGGAAAGAGAAAAAGAACGGCAGAAAGCAGUGAAAGGAAAAGAAAAAAGAAAAAGAGACGAGAAGCAGCAUUGAUGCCAGAAUUGUCAGAAAGUAAUGGAAUAAAGUGGAUGUCUUCUCUGGAAGCAAAAUUUGAAGAUGCGAAAGACAAAAAACCUACUGCAGAAAAACUUGAACGCUUGAGAAGAGAAAAGAUUAAUCGCUUCAGAAAUCAACACAGGAUUAAUGUUCAAGGAACAGAUCUUCCUGACCCUAUUGCCACGUUCGAUCAACUUCAAAAGGAAUACAAAGUCCACCCUAAAAUCAUGGAGAAUAUUCAAGCUGCUGGUUUCCAGGUCCCAACACCCAUCCAGAUGCAGGCGAUUCCCGUCAUGCUUCAUGGUCGAGAACUUCUAGCUUCAGCUCCGACAGGGUCUGGAAAAACACUGGCAUUUUGUAUUCCUCUUUUAACUCAUCUUAAACAACCGAGGAACAAAGGAUUCAGAGCCCUGAUCAUAUCACCUACCCGAGAACUUGCUAGCCAGACACAUCGGGAGCUGGUGAAGUUGGCUGAGGGGACAGGCUUCAGAAUACAUAUGAUUCACAAGGCAGCUGAAGCUGCAAAGAAGUUUGGGCCCAAGUCUUCUAAGAAAUUUGAUAUACUAGUUACUACUCCGAACAGACUCAUCUAUUUGCUGAAACAAGAUCCUCCAGCGAUAGACUUGACCAGUGUGGAGUGGCUGGUGGUGGAUGAGUCAGACAAACUGUUUGAAGAUGGGAAGUCGGGGUUCCGAGACCAGCUGGCCUCCAUCUUCCUGGCGUGCACAUCCCACGUGGUGAGAAGAGCCUUGUUCAGCGCAACCUUUGCGCAUGAUGUAGAGGAGUGGUGUAAACUCAACCUUGACAGUGUUGUUCUGGUGUCUGUUGGAGCAAGAAACUCUGCGGCAGAGACGGUAGAACAGGAGCUGUUGUUUGUUGGAUCUGAGACAGGCAAGCUAACGGCAAUGAGAGAGCUUGUUAAAAAGGGUUUUGCUCCUCCAGUCCUUGUUUUUGUACAGUCUAUUGAGAGGGCUAAAGAGCUUUUCCAUGAACUUAUUUACGAAGGCAUCAACGUGGAUGUCAUCCAUGCAGACAAAACUCAGCAACAGCGAGAUAACGUGGUACACAGUUUCAGAGCUGGGAAGAUCUGGGUGCUUAUCUGCUCAGCCUUGCUAGCUCGAGGGAUUGACUUCAAAGGAGUGAAUAUGGUCAUCAAUUAUGAUUUGCCAACGAGUGCAGUGGAGUACAUCCACAGGAUAGGUCGUACGGGAAGAGCAGGCCACACGGGAAAAGCAGUCACUUUUUUUACAGAAGAUGAUAAACCUUUAUUACGGAGUAUAGCCAGUGUUAUUCAGCGAGCUGGCUGCCCUGUGCCAGACUACAUAAAACACUUUCCCAAACUCCAAAGCAAACAAAAGAAGAAAUUAAUUAAGAAACCAUUGACAAGAGAAUCCAUUUGCACCACCCCUCAGUGCUUCUUAAAAAAUGCCAGAAGAAAAAUGAAAACUACGAAGGAAAAUAUUAAGGGGAAAAAGGUUAAAGAAGAUAAAAGUGGUGGUGAAUUACAGACUGCUUCAAAAAGCUGAAUGGCAACAGACUGCUGAGCUUGGGCUGAUGCCUGUGUCCGUACUGAAGAACAGAAGAAUGAAAACAGCAGCAAAGGGGAAGGGAGAAAAAUAUUUCUUAUGUUUUCUUCUGGGUGAGGAUGGAUGUUUACACACAAGAAAGUCUCUACUGAAAUACCAAUAGUGGAUUCCUGGGUGCUUCUCAUAGAAGCUGAAGCAUGUGCUCUUGCAGUAAAUGCCUCGUGUUUCUGAACAAUAGUUCAAAAAUAGCAUCUAUUUGUGUUACUGUCACACAGUUUUAUAUUUCUCUGUGGAAAUAGUGUCAGUUCUGUGUUCAGUUCACCCCUAAUAAAUCUGCCAGACUUCCAGAAGAUUCAGUGGCAGAAAACACACAAAGCUUACUGUUAGGCUUGAUAAAUGGAGCCGUCAGACUUCCCUGGCCACUUUAAAGACCAAAACCAAACCACAUCCACUUGUAUUAUACGUGAAAGUAAAGCCUUGCUUCUCCU